AUGAUUCUUUCUUUCUUUCUUUCUUUUCUUUCUUUCUUUCUUUCUUUCUUUCUUAUCCCAUGCAAUUCCUAUUUUCUUUUUUCUAUUUUUCUUUCCUUUUUUCGCGGAGUCCUUGAUUCUUUCUUUCUUUCUUUCUUUCUUUCUUUCUUUCUUUCUUUCUUAUCCCAUGCUAUUGCUUUUUUUCUUUUCUUUCCUUUCUUUAUUUUUCACGGAAUCUAUCCCAUUAUUUUAUUUCUUUCUUUCUCUCUUUCUUUUCGCAUGCAUUUCCUUUCCCUUUUUUCUUUCCUUUUCUUUCUUUCUUUUUCUCGGAGUCCUCAGUUAUUUCUUUCUUUUUACUACACUUUUGUUUCUUCCAUUUCAUUUCAUUUUUAUAGUAUUCUUAAUUUCCCUACUCUUUUAUAUUUCGGGCUCUUUUUUCCUAUGUCCCUUCCAUUCCUUACUUUUCCUUUUGGUUUCCAUUUUUCUUUUCACCAAGUCUCUUUAAAUGUCUUGUCGUUAUAUCUCAUACAUUUUGGUGCGUUCAUUCCUUGCUUUUUUUUUUCUUUUCUUCCUUGCUUUCUUUUUCCUAAAACGUCAAACCAUGCUAAACCCUGUCCAGGGGGACACCCACAUCUGUCUGCAUUUAGAACCAUAUUCCCCAGGGUCCUCAUUAACCCCUUCCUUACCCACGUCUUCCACCCGACACGCUCUCAUCACUCACCUACACAAGCACAGUCCACAGCUCAAUUCAAAUAUUGCUACCCCUUUUCCCCACCCCAGUUUCAUUUCCCAGCCACUCAUGAAGCCCUACUCCGACCUGCAAUCCGAUCACCCCGACCAUCUAUUCUAAUUAAGAGAAUCCCGGCUUGUGUCAUCAGCUGA
Molecule: messenger RNA, 861 nt
Organism: Acanthosepion pharaonis
Lineage: Eukaryota; Metazoa; Mollusca; Cephalopoda; Sepiida; Sepiidae
Source: the annotation of a GenBank genome assembly